AUGGAUCCUUCAAUUAACAACAAAAUUGUAGUACCAGGUCAAUAUAUUAUACCGACAUACAAGCUAGAUCCAACUACAAAGAAACCUGUAAAUUUUAUUUGUGGAAAGGGAACAAUAAUAAAUGAAAUUGAAAAUAAUCAAAUAAAUAAAACUUUACCAAUCAUAUGUUCAACUAUUGUAGGUAAAACCUUCAUAUCGAAACUAGAUACACCACCUAUUGAAAAUUCAAAAGAUUCAAAUGAUUCAAAAGAUCCUGUGCCGACAUAUGUAGUCAAUGUAUAUCCAAAACAAAAUUACAACUCAUUACAACAUCAAGAUUCAACUUCCACUACAACAAUCACAGCCGCGAGUAAUAUUAAUUUACCAAAAGAAAAUGAUAUAGUAUUAGUUAAAGUAACAAGAAUAUCUCAAAAACAAUUAUGGUGUGAAAUAUUAGCUAUAGAUAAUAAAUUAAAAUCAAAUAAUAUCUUGAGAGAUUCAGGAUUGGGAUCAAAUGGAUCAAUAGCUCAUUCAUCAAUACCACCUGGAGGUGGAUCACAACAUAAUCAUAAUCAACAAACUAUUGCUUCAUCAUUAACUACAACUCCUCAAGCUCAAAUUUAUGAUUUAGGUGAAAAUUUUAAAGGUAUAAUAAGAUCACAAGAUAUAAGAUCAACAGAAAGAGAUAAAAUUAUUAUUGGAGAAUGUUUUAAACCUGGUGAUAUAUUAAGAGCUUCAAUUUUAAGUUUAGGUGAUGGAAAUAAUUAUUAUUUAACUACUGCAAGAAAUGAUUUAGGUGUUGUAUUUGCAAAAUCUGAAGGUGGAGCUGGAUCAUUAAUGUAUCCUGUUGAUUGGCAAAAUAUGAUUGAUUUAGAAACAGGAUUGAUUGAAAAAAGAAAAAAUGCAAAUCCAUUUGUAUAA
Lodderomyces pseudojiufengensis is the source of this 900-nucleotide messenger RNA. Its product is annotated as exosome non-catalytic core subunit. The record is from RefSeq and is a predicted model, not a curated record. The coding region runs from base 1 to 900 and encodes 299 amino acids. Gene Ontology annotation, molecular function: RNA binding. The transcript has a single exon. Lineage: Eukaryota; Fungi; Ascomycota; Pichiomycetes; Serinales; Debaryomycetaceae. Gene Ontology annotation, cellular component: cytoplasm; nuclear exosome (RNase complex). Gene Ontology annotation, biological process: RNA processing.